This is a messenger RNA of Cydia pomonella (codling moth), 4561 nucleotides long. Its product is annotated as lipase 3-like. The record is from RefSeq and is a predicted model, not a curated record. The coding region runs from base 2509 to 4014 and encodes 501 amino acids. Lineage: Eukaryota; Metazoa; Arthropoda; Insecta; Lepidoptera; Tortricidae. The transcript has 6 exons.
UUAAUAAAAUUUAAACAAACACAUGUAGCUAAUCUUCCUACAAAUGUUUGUUAACAUAUUCUUGGGCCAGAUACUUUCAUAUUAACUACCUACAUACGGAUGUCGGACCAAGAAAAGUAUUCUUGUUUGUUAACGCUAAAGCGUUGUCUAUCUUCAAGGUAAAAUCUAUAAUGACGAUUUUUUAUUUUGGCCAUUCAAAUAAUCAUGUACGUAAAUUUUGGGGAAGAUUGAUUUUAUAAAAAUAAAAAUGGGUAGAAAUUAUAGUUCGCAGACGGAUAUACGUACAGAUUUAUCAAAUCUAACCUUUAAUAAAAUGACAUCAAAUCACGCGACUUCGUGAAUGCCACGUUGUAUACACGACAACACUACUCACAAGUUCCUCUGAUGUUAUUGUUCCAAUAUUUCUAUACGCUUGUCGUGAAGGACACUUGUGCUUUUUUGUACUGAUUGUCAUUAUUAUUAUUAUUCAAAGGGUUAAGUACAUUUUUGUUUUAAGUCGAGUUUGAGUUGUGACGCUUCCUGUCAAAAGGAACCGCUUCAGUUGUCUAUAAUAACGUUUUUCUGUUUGUUUCUUCAAGGCCUUGUUGCCAAGACAAUGACUAACAAACCUUUUGCCAAGAAACGAUACAAUUACUGACAAUGGAAGGAAGAGACAAGGAACAGAAUGUCCAUAUACCAAAAAAAGACUAGACCAAAUAUUAUAUUUUGACUUCCUUAAUACAAUACAAAUCAGCUUCAUGUAGCCAAGCCCGUAACUGCCUAUAAUAAUUUCUUAUCAACAGCCACAGGUAAAGGUUAAAUGGUAGGUAUACGUGUAAUUGCGUAUUGAAAGUAUAAUUAAAAUGGUGUCAACUCAUUAUUUCCUCCUAUCAUGAUAGUGGUGAUAACUUUAAGAUGAAAACGAAAGUCACAAACACUGUCAUACUGUUAAAUGAUGUAAUUAUCCUGAUUUAUUUUGUAUGUAACAACUUAUGUAAUAAUGGAAAAGACAUAUGUAUUUAACCUAUUCCAAAAUAUUGUAUACAAUCAUUAUACAAUACCUUUGAAAAUAGGACGAUAAGGUUUUGUAUACUACAGGAUUGUCUAAAAGAUGCCCCCAUAGCUAAAAAAUUGAGGUCGUAUGGUCAUGUGUUGCUAAGGUUUGAGUACUGUAAGACGAGAAGAGUAAUAUUGAGAAAGGAGGGAUGCAAGAAAAAAGGCAAAUCAAGGAAAAUAUUGAUAAGACUGUGUGAGAGAAAAAUUGAAAAUAAAGUAAGUGAAGAAAAAGACAAGCUAUGCCAACCUUCCACCGUUACUAAAAGAAUGGGACUAGGGCAUCUAAUAUCGGAAGAUUCUCAAUACCAGUAUUGAAAUCCGAUAUUGGCACUCAAUACCGAAAUUCUUAUAUUAAUACCGGUAUUGAAGAUGACCAUUUAAAAAUCUUUUAUUAGAGCAAAUUAGUUCAAUGAAUAGUGCCGUUUUUUAAUGUAUACUUCGUAAAACCCAGAAGCAAUGGCUUAGUUACUGAAAUUGGAAAUAAAAAAUUAUGUAGUAUAGGACAGGUCUACUACGAGUAAACAAAAUAUUAUAAUAUAUAAGUCAAAAUUUCAUCAAUUUCUUAUAAAAUGAAACUAAAACAUUCCAAUACCAGAAUCCAGAUUAUUGUGCACUAAAUGGGACAAGGACAAGGAAACCUGACCUGCUUGAUUGCGAGCAAACAGAAGCAUGCAUUAAUGAAGAAUCUUAUAAAAACUCCCUCAAGAAUACCUCAACAAGAGAAUGUAUUUCACAGUCAGAGCGAACGCAAUAGGAAAUUAGUCUGAAAUCACACCAUGCGCAUGCGUACGCGGCCAUUUGCAUUGAUGCACACGGAGGAUUUGGAGUACUUUUUCCUUUUAAGUAGGUUUUCUUAGGUACUCGCAAUUUUCUUCAAUAAAUAUAUUUAUACUUAGUUUUUGUUACAGCUAUGUUUGGCUUUGGCUGCUAUGCUAUUUAAGGCUGAAUCUUUCACAUUCGUUUAUGGUAGUAGGUAGUAGUUUAUUACAAACAUUAUUAUUGUCAGACAAAUUCAACAAAUUGACAAUUUGGUCAAGAUCGCAAGAAACUGCCAGCUCCGCAUCUAAUAUAUAGUGUCCAAACCUCGAUUGCGCUAGAGGUGAAACAUACUAGGCUAAAAGAGUACUGAGUCUUGCAAGUACGCAUCCACGAAAACACUAGAUCCAAGUACCUGUUCCACGAGUACUGACGGGUAGGUAUAGUUGGUGAUGCGUGAUGAGUAUUGCGAAUACGGGCUAGUUGUGUGAGAGCGCGUCCACGCGAACCUGAUUAGGAACCUCGAAGAAGGCUCUUUACCCAGCAGUGGACGUAUUUCUACAUACAUAUUGAAUUGAUGAUGAUAAAGAGUUUUGGGUUAGGCAACGGUGAUAGCAAGAUCUUAAAUACGAAUAAUUACUAGAUGACAAAUAAUGAGAAAACUCUCAUUAUUACGCCAUUAAUGGUACCAAUAAUCAACCGAUUUAAAGUCAACACAUGAUAUCGUUCCAACGAUUGUGCACUCUUGAGCAAAUUAUGUUGCAAAAAGGUUGUGUCGUCGUAAUAUUCAUUUUAUUAUUUAGAAAUUUAUUAUUAUGUGACGCUGAAGAAUUUAAGGGGGAAAACACUACCGUCACAAAUAGUACUGGAAAUCGUAUAAAGAAAUUUUUAUUAAAAAUGCCUUUGAAAGAUUUUCGAAAUGCAACAAAAAAUAAAGUAAAAAAAAUUAAACUCAAAGACGGAAAACCUGCGACUGAACAUAGCAUCGGGAGCGUUGACGGAUACUUGCUAACGAUGAUUAGACUGGCCGCUGAACUUCCAACUAAGAAGUGCCCGGUCUUACUAGUCCACGGUAUGUUUCAGUCUUCCGACAGAUUUCUCAACCAGGACAAGAGUCAGUCUCUAGCCUACACACUUGAGAAUCUAGGAUACGACGUGUGGUUAUUUAAUGCACGCGGCAAUAAAUAUUGCCAAACUCACGUCGCAUAUGCGCCGCAUAUCCAAAAAGCUGAAUUUAACAACUAUUCUUAUGAAGAAAUCGGCUGUUUCGACCUUGCUGCUGCUGUGGAUUAUAUUCUUAUAAUGACCACAUUUAAAAAGAUACAUUAUAUUGGUCAUUCGUUAGGAGGGACUUUCUUUUUGGUUCUAAAUUCCUUGGUGACCGAAUACAACGACAAAUUUGACAGGGCGUUUUUAAUGGCUCCACUCGGGUAUCACACAACAACUACUAACACGAAUCUCCAGAAAGAGUUGGACGAUCCGACAUCGUUACAUGAAGCUCUAAUAAAAGUAGACACGUUCGAAAUAUUCCCAUAUGAUGCUUACGGGCCAAUCCAGGAUAUGGUCCCCGAUAACUGCCUCGGAGGAAAAGCAUGGGACAACAUUUGUAACGAAUUACAAAUUCAGAAAAUCAUGGGUAUUAAAUCAUCCAACAAUACAGUAGCUGAGACGAGAGGUGGUUCUAUCAAGUUGUUAAUUCAUUGGGCACAAAAUAUUAAGAAUAAAAAAUUUCGUCGCUGGGAUUUUGGGGAAUCAAAAAAUGUAGAAGAGUACGAUGGUAAAAAUCCUCCAGAAUAUCCGUUAAAUGCUAUUACUGUUCGAACUAAAAUUAUCUACUCGCCGACCGAUGAUAUGGUGAAAGACACGGAUAUUCGAGCGUUGGCUAAGCAAAUGAAGAAUGCCACAACCAGGAAAGUGAAAAGAGCUAAUUUUAAACACGAUGACUUUAUUGAUGGUGAAUAUGUCAUGGAAGAUGUCUAUACUGGCAUUAUAACAGAUUUAGAGUACCCAAAGCCGCUUAUUACACGGGUUGAUGGGACAAAAAAAAAUCAAACUAAAAGUGCAAGUAACCCUACGAGUUUACCUGAUAUCCCUUGGUCUGCGCUGCUCUCUUUGGUCGGGAUCUUACUAUUCAUAUUAAUAAGCAUAAUAAGUUGUUGUUGUAAAAAGAAAGAUUCCAAUGGAGUUUGUACUACCGACGCAGGUCAACGAGCGAACGUAUAAAAUAAAAUGCACAAUCCUUUGAAGUUUAUCAACUUUUAUUGUUUUCUACUUGCUUGGUUUGAGUAGAUCUUUAAUCCAAUUUCUGCGUUCUCUUUCGCUGCGUCAGAGCCAAAUCUACUUACUACAAAAAAAAGACACCAGACUUGCGUUACUUACGUCUUACAUUUCCCCGUGUCACGUCCUUACUUUGAAGAUUCCUAAAGUACUUUAUUGCUUUGAAAAAUAAUCGUCCAUGUCAAAACAUUUUAUCUUUGUAUACACCCCUGAAGUUGCCUGGAGAUCUGUGUAACAAUAAUAAAACAUAUUAAUUUUUGUUAAAUUCAAUAAUUUUACGGGAACACUUCCCUUGCCGUGCAGAACAUAAUGUUGAAGAUGAAUGUAUACUUGUGAAAUAUAGAUAAUAACUCUACGGUCACUGAUAGCGCCAAAAACCUCUUAAAACUCAACGUUCCUUUAACACAGCUACUGUUUUCAUUCUCGUGUUGUUGUUUCUUUUAACCAACUUGUAUUGUAUUUUAUUUAACGCCAAUAAAUAUAUAUAUUCGAA